Lycium barbarum (goji berry) is the source of this 1783-nucleotide messenger RNA. RefSeq lists its product as uncharacterized. Gene Ontology annotation, cellular component: U2-type spliceosomal complex. NCBI's taxonomy places the organism in Eukaryota, Viridiplantae, Streptophyta, Magnoliopsida, Solanales, Solanaceae. Gene Ontology annotation, biological process: mRNA splicing, via spliceosome. Bases 229 to 1539 code for a protein of 436 amino acids. The transcript has 2 exons. The record is from RefSeq and is a predicted model, not a curated record.
AGUAACAUGGAGUAACAUAAAUAGAAUAGAAAAAGGAGAAGUUAAAAAAAGCAUCCUCCAUAGAUAUCAGACGGUUCGAUCCGGUAGACUAGUAUCCCGCAACUUCAAUUCUCCAUCCCGCAAUCUCUUUCUCCAUCAGCAUUACGGGUAAGCAAGCGAGAAAUUCUCUGUCCUUGAUAGCUUGUCUUCUUUGGGAGUUGGAAUCAGUGUAAGUUUGGUGGAUUUUUGAUGGCUUUGAAGUUUCUGAAUAAGAAGGGAUGGCACACGGGGAGUCUUCGGAACAUUGAAAAUGUAUGGAAAGCAGAGCAGAAGCAUGAGGCUGAACAGAAGAAGUUGGAGGAGCUCCGUAAGCAGAUUGGGGAGGAGCGUGAGCGCAGUGAGUUUCGCCAACUCCAGGAACAAGCUGGCUUGGUUCCCAGGCAAGAGAGGCUGGAAUUUCUUUAUGAUUCCGGAUUAGCUGUUGGCAAGGGAAGUUCUAGUGGAUUUGAAUCUUUGUCCAAGCCGACGGAACCUGUAAUACCUGCUGUAACAACUGCUGACUCCAGUUCGUCUGCCAAACCGCAAGCAUCUACACCAGGAGCUCUGUUUGAGGACAAGCCACAAUCUUCCAAUGAUGCUUGGAGGAAGCUCCAUUCUGAUCCCUUGCUUAUGAUUCGUCAGCGAGAGCAAGAAGCCCUUGCACGUGUGAAGAACAACCCUGUCCAGAUGGCCAUGAUUCGCAAAUCCGUUGAAACGAUGAAGAAUAAGGAUAAGGUGCAUGACGAGAAAGAGAAGGAUGAACGCAGACAUAAGCAUCGAGACAAGAAAUCAAAGCAUCACCACUCGAAGUCUAAGCAUUUGAGGAAUUCUUCACCUAGACAAACCUCUGAUCCAGAUGAAGACUCGAGUGAAGAUGAUUCCAGGAGAAAGAAAGAGUCUCGCAAGGACAAAAAGUUUAAUGAGCGGGAAUUGUCUCUCUUACGAGAUCCUGAAGGAGACAAUAAUAUUGACAGAGAAAAAACUAAGAGUAGUCAUGGUAAUCCUGAAGCUGCGAAAUAUGAGAGGCAGACAAGAUCUGAUCAACCAAGGCAUGAAUCGCGUGAUAAGUCUCGUGGGCAGACAAGAUCGGAUUUACCAAGACACGAAUCGCGUGAUCACUCUCGUGGGCAGACAAGAUCGGAUUUACCAAGGCACGAAUCGCGUGAUAACUCUCGUGAGCAGACAAGAUCUUAUCCACCAAGACCCGAAUCACAUCGUAACUCUCGUAAGCCUGUUAGGCUUUCUGAAGAAGAGAGAGCUGCCCGUCUAAGGGAGAUGCAGAGAGAUGCUGAGGUGCAUGAGGAGCAAAGAUGGAAAAGACUUAAGAAGGCAGAGGAAAAAGACGCUAAGGAAGCUGUACAUGCUGGCUCUUCUGGUGGUAGGAAUUUUCUGGACGCUGCUCAAAGAAGUGUUUAUGGUGCUGGGAAGGGCGGAAGCUCCACAAUUGAGGAAAGUGUUCGUCGCCGAACACAUUAUUCGCAGAGAGCAGCAGCUUCAGAAGGCAAUGCUUUUCGGCGAUAAAAUGGUGGGACAAAAUAAAUGAAGUUCCUGCAGAGUUUUUCCAUAAUGAAUCUCUGCAUGUAAACCAAAUGUAUUUCUUUUUGUCAUGCUUUUUAUCUGUUAUCAUACUGAACGAUAAUUCUGGGAUGAGGGUCAGUUUGAAUAUGCUAGUUCUCAUCUUAUCACAAAUAUACUUGGUGUAACAGAGAUCGUGAAAUUGUUCUGUGCAAAAAUUUGUUUUUAAGGUGGCUGGCUAAUUACUUGA